Messenger RNA from Elgaria multicarinata webbii, 927 nucleotides. Its product is annotated as G-protein coupled receptor 35-like. Gene Ontology annotation, biological process: positive regulation of Rho protein signal transduction; phospholipase C-activating G protein-coupled receptor signaling pathway. The transcript has a single exon. Gene Ontology annotation, molecular function: G protein-coupled receptor activity. Lineage: Eukaryota; Metazoa; Chordata; Lepidosauria; Squamata; Anguidae. Gene Ontology annotation, cellular component: plasma membrane. The record is from RefSeq and is a predicted model, not a curated record. Bases 1 to 927 code for a protein of 308 amino acids.
AUGGAGAACUGCAGUUCCAAUAUCAUGAUUGAUAAGAACAUAGUCACUUCUGAAAUAAUUCUUUACAGCCUGGUCACCUUCUUUGGAAUUAUAUUUAACACAGUUGCCUUGUGGGUGUUCUGCUUCAGACUGCACAAAUGGACAGAGACGAGAGUUUACAUGAUCAACUUAGCCAUAGCAGACUACACGCUGGUCCUUACCUUACCAUUCAUAACGUAUUUUCACUAUCACAGAUGGACCCCUGAUGAACUUUGCACAGUCGUAUUUGCAGUCCAUAGCAUGAACACACCAAUGAGCAUCAGUAACAUCACCUUAAUAGCGUUAGACCGGUACAUAGCCAUCAAACAUCCUCUGAAAGCCAAAGUAAUAAGGUCUCCACAGAAGGCAGCCAUUACCUGCUUAUUUUUUUGGCUCUGUUGUUUGCUUUAUAUGAUCACACUCGUUGUCUCUUUUGAAAAAGAAAAGGCAACAGCAAAAGAAAAGGAAAGGCUUUGCUUUUAUAAAACUUCUGUUAAUUAUUCGAUUCAUAUCCCAAUUAAAUUUAUCAUUUUCUUUUUAUUACCACUGGUAAUUUUGUUGUUUUGUUCCAUACAAAUCAUCCUAUGCCUCAAGAAGAAACCGAACACUAGUCUACAGGAGAAAAAGCUGACCCAGAAAGCAAUUCGUGUGGUCUCAGUGAACAUGGGCACCUUCAUCCUAUGCUUUUUGCCUUUCCACAUAAGCCUGCUGGCUCAGUAUGCACUGGAUAGCUCAGAAACAGAUUGUAACUUGCGCCAAACCAUCAUCAAAACCACACAUGCCACUUCAUUCAUGAUGAAUCUAAACUGCUGCUUGGACGCCAUAUGCUAUUAUUUGGUUGCUAAAGAGUUCCAGGAAGCUGCAUCUGUCUUGCCUCCUUUUAAGUCAAUGCAAUCUAGGUCCAACUGA